Molecule: messenger RNA, 381 nt
Organism: Cercopithifilaria johnstoni
Lineage: Eukaryota; Metazoa; Nematoda; Chromadorea; Rhabditida; Onchocercidae
Source: the annotation of a GenBank genome assembly
AUGACUACUGUUGAGAAUAAUAAAGUAGGCGGUAUGAUGAAAUGCGAAACUUGCAAUAGUGCAUCGUUGUGUAGAGUAUUUGUAGAGCCUGUCCCUCUGGUGAAGCUUACAUCAGGUGGCAGUUGUUUUCUAGGACCUGUGUUGUGCGUGUGUGUGUGUGUCGCUGUCAGUGUUUGUGGAUCGAAUUCAAAGAACUGCAAAAAUUGGACAAUGGCGCCUCCUGCAUCUCGUAAACAGAGUAUUGUUGAGGUUGUCGAAAGAACUUUUGAUAAGAACACUCUUAUUCUUAUUGUUAAUCUGCUUAUCCUUGUUGUGCUCACCAGCUUACUUUAUAUGGUGGCAACUUCCGCCAUGGCUUCAUCCAGAAGAGAUGAACAUUAG